Molecule: messenger RNA, 2700 nt
Organism: Thamnophis elegans (Western terrestrial garter snake)
Lineage: Eukaryota; Metazoa; Chordata; Lepidosauria; Squamata; Natricidae
Product: vomeronasal type-2 receptor 26-like
Exons: 10
Coding region: 1-2700 (899 amino acids)
Biological process (GO): G protein-coupled receptor signaling pathway
Cellular component (GO): membrane
Molecular function (GO): G protein-coupled receptor activity
Source: RefSeq, a predicted model, not a curated record
AUGGAACUGAAGGAUAGAGAUGAAUUGGAGUAUUAUAAAGUGUGGGAUAGAGGGUAUAAAUGGUUGGACAAUGGACACAAAAAUACUGUAAUAUAUUAUCAAAGCUACCAGCACAUUCUUGCUUUAGUGUUUGCCAUCGAGGAGAUCAAUGAAAAUCCUCAGAUGCUGCCCAAUAUCACGCUGGGCUUUCACAUCUACAAUAGCAAUUUUAGUCCAGCUUUUUACAUUGAUUAUAAUCAAGUGAUAGAUGAUGCAAUCCAAAUAUACCAAGUUCUCAUGAACAGCACAGCUAAUGUCAUAGUCCUAUAUGGUGAAAUUCACACAAAGGAGAUUGAAGACUUUCCAAAGUUUCUUGAGAGCAUAAGUCCAAUCAACAACCAGCAUGAUUAUUUUAGGAAAGAUUUCUGGGAACAGUCCAAGCAAAGAAUAUUAGUGAAAGAAGAAGGCAGCAGUUUCCGAAUCAAGUGUUAUGGCAGAAUAUUUUAUCAAAACUACCAGCACAUUCUGGCUUUAGUGUUUGCUCUCAAGGAGAUCAAUGAAAAUCCUCAGAUGCUGCCCAAUGUCACACUGGGCUUUCACAUCUACAACAGCAAUUUUAGUCCAGGUUGGACUUACCUCGCUUCCAUGGGGCUUCUCUUCACCCAGGGCAGAUUCAUUCCUAACUACAAAUGUGGGGUACCGAAAAAUCUGGCUGCUGUCCUUGUGGGUCCUGACAUCAGUCUCCAUGGUGCAACUAUUCUGAGCAUCUACAAAGUUCCUCAGCUGACAUAUGGUUCUGCACCAGUGAUGGAUGAAGAGACUCAAGCAGUUUUCCUCCAACAAAUGUUUCCAAAUGAAUCCCACCAGCAUACGGCUCUUCUCCAGUUAUUGUUGCAUUUUAGGUGGAUCUGGAUUGGAGUUCUUGCUGUGAAUGAUGACAAUGGAGAGAAAUUUGUCCAGCAGGUUCUUCCCAUGUUUUCUCAGCAUGGCAUCUGCUUUGAUUUCAUACAAGACUUUCCUUAUGUAGCUUUUUACAUUGAUUAUAACCAAGUAAUAGAUGAUGGAUUCCAAAUAUACCAAGUUCUAAUGAGGAGCACAGCCAAUGUCAUAGUCUUAUAUGGUGAAAGUAGGUCCAUAACUUUUCUGAGAAUGUACUUGCAAUUGGCAGAAGUGGAUGAUAUACCAAAGAAGACAAAAAUCUGGGUGACAACAGCUCAGACAGAGUACACUUUGAUAUCCUUUCAUAAAUCGUGGGAUAUCCAUUUCUUGCAAGGUGCUUUAUCCUUUGCAGUUCACACAAAGGAGAUUGAAGACUUUCCAAAGUUUCUUGAAAGCAUAAGUCCAAUCAACAACCAGCAUGAUUAUUUUAGGAAAGAUUUCUGGGAACAGGCAUUCAACUGUUUCUUCACCGGUCCUGAAACAGAGAACAAAUGUACUGGGCAGGAGAGACUUGAGACCCUUCCCACAUCUGUCUUUGAAACACGCAUGAGUGGCCAGAGCUAUAAUAUUUACAAUGCAGUACUUGCUGUGGCACAUUCUUUGCAAUCUCUGUAUUUAUCAAAGUCCAGGCAAAGAAUAUUAGUGAAAGAAAGAAGGCAGCAGUUUCCAAAUCAAGUGUUAUGGCAGAUUGAAACAGAAAAUAUGUUGGACAUAUUUAGUAACUGCUACCCUUUAUUUUUCCUGAAUAAUCUGUCAGCACCACCUUUUUCUUUAUGUAAUGAUCCUUGUCAGGCAGGAUACAGCAAGGUCAAGAAAGAAGGGGAGUCAUUUUGCUGUUAUGAUUGUCUUCCAUGUCCAGAGGGGAAAAUAUCAAAGGAGAAGGACAUGGCUGAUUGCUCUCUGUGCCCAGAUGAUUAUUAUCCAAACCCUGAAAGAAAUGUAUGCCUUCCAAAGCAGAUUAGCUUUUUAUCCUAUGAAGAACCCCUGGGGAUCAGUCUUACUGCCCUUUCUCUUUGUUUUUGUUUUAUGACCACUUUGGUGCUUAACAUUAUCAUUAAACAUAAAGAUACUCCUAUUGUUAAAGCCAACAACCGGAAUCUCACCUACAUGCUUCUUGUUUCUCUCCUACUUUCCUUCCUUUGUGUGUUUUUAUUUAUUGGGAGACCCAACAAAAUUCUGUGUCUCCUUCGUCAACCAGCUUUUGGGCUCAUCUUCUCUGUGGCAGUUUCUUGUGUAUUGUCCAAGACCUUUGUAGUGGUUCUAGCAUUUAUGGCCACCAAACCCGGCUCCAAAAUGAGGAAAUGGGUGGGUGGAAGAAUGGUCACUUUUAUUCUUUUUUCCUGCUCCCUUGUUCAAACCACUAUUUGCAUAGUAUGGUGGACAAUUUUUCCACCAUACCCAGAUGUUGAUAUGAAGUCAAUGUCUGAAGAAGUCAUCCUGGAGUGCAAUGAGGAAUCGAUCAUGUUCUACUGCGUUUUGGGAUUUAUGGGCCUCCUGGCUAUGAUCAGCUUCUCUGCUGCUUUUCUAGCUAGGAAGUUACCUGACAGUUUCAAUGAAGCCAAAUUCAUCACCUUCAGCAUGUUGGUCUUUUGCAGUGUUUGGCUUUGCUUUGUUCCAACUUAUUUAAGCACUAGGGGAAAAUAUAUGUUGGCUGUGGAGAUCUUCUCCAUGAUCUCCUCCAGUGCUGGAUUAUUAGUGUGUAUCUUUUUCCCAAAGUGUUUUAUCAUUGUAAUUAGACCUGAACUGAACGAUAAGCAUCAGUUAAUGAAAAGAAAAUUAUAA